Molecule: messenger RNA, 1192 nt
Organism: Phoenix dactylifera (date palm)
Lineage: Eukaryota; Viridiplantae; Streptophyta; Magnoliopsida; Arecales; Arecaceae
Source: RefSeq, a predicted model, not a curated record
UCCAUCAACUCUUACCUACAAAAACAAGCAGACCGACCCUCCCUCAAAGAGCACUGUUGCUCAAGCCCUGUUGAGAGGCUUCUGUAAAGCCACCAUGAGUCCAAGAUUUCUCAUUGUCUUUGUAGCUCUUGGUACCAAGUUCUUCUACGUUGAAGCUCUUCCAAAACCCAUCUCUAAUAUCACUGUGAUAGGUGCAGUCUUCUGUGAUGUGUGCUCAAACAACACCUUCUCCAAGCACAGCUACUUCAUUAAAGGUGCUGAAGUGCUGAUACAGUGCAAGUUCAGAGCAAAUUCCAUGUCGACAGAAGAGAUAUCGAUCAUGGCUGAGAGAACUACCGAUAGAUUUGGAGUUUAUAAGCUCGACAUUCCCCCUGUUGAUGGAUUAGAAUGCAGAGAAGGCCGAGAGGUGAAGUCCUCAUGCCGAGCCAGCCUGAUCAAGAGUUCAUCCUCUGUCUGCGGUGUCCCUGGCUUGAGGAGAUCAACUGAGCAUGUAGCAAUCAAAUCCAGAGAUGCAGAUAUCUGUUUCUUUAACUUGAAUGCGCUGAACUUCAGGCCUGCAAAUAUGGACACUUUAAUGUGUAGGACUGACAAGGAACCAAUGUCUCGUGCUCUGAACUCCUCGUUAUUCUUUUGGCCAAGUUGGCCACUAUUUGGACUCCCUUGGCCAAUUUACCACCUCUUCCUUUUCCCUUCCCUCCCAUAACAUUUCCAAGCCCCUCAUCCUUCCCUUUCUCACUACCUUCCUGGCUUCUUCCAUUCCUAAAGCCACCAUAUUUUCCUCUCCCCUUCCCAUUUCCACCCAUCCCCUUUUGGACACCAAUACCAUCUCCCCCUCCAUCUCUUCCUUCCCCAUUUCCACCUCUGCCUCCUUCUACCACAGCCCAAGUCAUGUCAUCACAACCUUAGCCUCUCCUUUUCUCAGGAGGCCAAGAUCUUAGGUAUGGUGCAUCUCCCCGCCAUUCCUAGUUAUCACCAGAGCCCCAGUCAGCUACUGCAGCUUCUGUACUAAUUUCUUCUGACCUUGUCAUUUCUAGUGCAGCUGAUCAGAAUUCAGAAUAAGAACAUUGCAUCCGAUUGCAUUAUCUAUCACUACUAUGAACAUCUGUCCUUAGUAUAAAAAGGAUAUUUAUUGUUGCUAUUAUCUAUGGAAAUUCAUGGAAACAAAUAACAGCAUGGAAGGUCUUCAAAAAAA